UUCCCUGUGCCCAGGACUCGUGGCACCGCGGCCAUGUCCCUGCCGGGGAGCAGACGCGCAUCCACCGGAUCACGAAGGCGCCCCUCGCCCCCCGGGAGGGACACCUACGGCACCUCCUCGCUGAGCAGCAGCAGCAAUUCUGGCUCCUGCAAGGGCAGCGACAGCAGUCCAUGUCCCUGCAGGCGCUCGUCCAAGUACAACCUCUGCAGUGACAACCAUGGGAUAAAGCCACCAACGCCGGAGCAGUACCUGACACCCCUGCAGCAGAAGGAGGUCUGCAUCCGGCACCUGAAAGCUCGGCUGAAGGACACACAGGAGCGGCUGCAGGACAGGGAUGCUGAGAUCGAGGACCUGAAGACACAGCUGUCCCGAAUGCAGGAGGACUGGAUCGAGGAGGAGUGCCACCGCGUGGAGGCCCAGCUGGCGCUGAAGGAGGCCCGCAAGGAGAUCAAGCAGCUGAAGCAGGUCAUCGACACGGUGAAGAACAACCUGCUGGAGAAGGACAAGGGCCUCCAGAAGUAUUUCGUAGACAUCAACAUCCAGAACAAGAAGCUGGAGACGCUGCUGCACAGCAUGGAGGUGGCGCAGAACGGGGCGCUGAAGGAGGAGGGGGCUGGCGAGUCAGCCGGGGGCGCCCCAGCGCGAUCCCUCACCCGCAGCUCCACCUACACCAAGCUGAGCGACCAGGGGGCCGGGGACCGCAAC
Molecule: messenger RNA, 705 nt
Organism: Acanthisitta chloris (rifleman)
Lineage: Eukaryota; Metazoa; Chordata; Aves; Passeriformes; Acanthisittidae
Gene: SNPH
Product: syntaphilin
Exons: 4
Biological process (GO): neuron differentiation
Cellular component (GO): mitochondrion; cytoplasmic microtubule
Source: RefSeq, a predicted model, not a curated record